AUGAUUCUCUGGUUUGAUGUUCAUUUGAUGGCCUCGUUCUCCUGCUUGAUCCUCUUGGAUCCGAGCGUUCAAGUUCGGGUCUACUUCAUCUUCUACUUGGCCUUAUUGACCCUUCCAGCAACGUUCAUCGUUGCCUUUGGAAAUGCUCACUGGAUGAAGGCAGCGUUCUUCUGCCAGCUGAUCCGAUCCCUGUUCAUUGCAUUUCACAAUAUCACCUAUCCGAUCUUGGUUGCCUCCUGGACAGCAGUCGAGAACAGGCAAGCUUUCCAAGAAGCAUCCAACGAGGAGAUCAUCUUCUCCUCUGCGGGCUACGGAUUCUUGAUCUUCUUAUUGAGUACAGCAGCUUCCAUCUUCGAGCCAGCCAAACUCUAUCACAUAUGUCAUCUCCAACGGAUGCUAGCUGAGGCUCCAGAGUUGGCCGACUCUGAUGUCGAGAUGGACGACGUGAAUGACGACACAAUCAGCGAGACAACUGAUGUUUCUUCUUUCGUGGACCUUGGCCUCACUGGAAAGAUGAACGUUGUCUAA
Caenorhabditis briggsae is the source of this 528-nucleotide messenger RNA. The transcript is spliced from 3 exons. Lineage: Eukaryota; Metazoa; Nematoda; Chromadorea; Rhabditida; Rhabditidae. The record is from RefSeq and is a predicted model, not a curated record. The coding region runs from base 1 to 528 and encodes 175 amino acids.